CCGAGGAUCUCAGCUUCGUAAAAUAGUAAUAAAUCUCCUCUUCUUCUCUCUCAAAGCAGACCGGAGGGGAGCCUGCUGUAUCAGAGCGAAAGAUGAGCAUUAUGCUAUAUCUGAGAUCUUACUCUGCUUUUCUUCUUCUUCUUCCCUUUUGUAUUUUCAUAGCUUCUACUUCCUUCACAUUCUCCCAUGGAAGUUCUCAACUGCACCAUCCCCAGCCUUUACGUGUUCAAGAGGUGUUUGGAGGGCGGGUAAAUGGUGGGUUGGUUCCAUGGAAGACAGGGAGGUCUCUUGCAGAAGGGAGCGGGGACAACUCGUCUCUGAUACUGGCUGCCAAAAGAACUCACAGGAAAGACCCUUCCGAUGGGUUCAGCUACUACACUGGUGGGUGGAAUAUCAGUAAUGGCCAUUACUGGGCUUCUGUGAGUUACACUGCAGUGCCCUUUUUCGUCCUUGGUGGAAUCUGGUUUGUGCUCUUUGGGCUAUGCUUGUCCCUCAUCUGUCUCUGUUAUUGCUGUUGUAGACGAGAACCUUAUGGCUAUUCUCGAACGGCCUAUGCACUCUCUCUUAUUUUGCUCAUACUUUUCACCAUUGCUGCCAUAAUUGGAUGUGUUGUUCUGUACACUGGUCAGGGAAAGUUUCAUGGCAGUACAACAAACACACUGGGAUAUGUGGUGGAUCAGGCAGAAACAACUUCUGAAAACCUUAAGAAUGUCUCAGAAUAUCUCUCUGCAGCUAAGCGAAUUGGAAUAGGUUCUAGUUUUCUACCUGCAAAUGUCCAGACCAACAUUGAUCAUGCUGAAGCAAAGAUUAAUGCUUCUGCUACCACUCUUGACACUAAGACUCAAAAGAACUCAAAAGACAUACAGGAUCUCUUGGAUGCUGUGAGGUUGGCUCUUAUUGUUCUUGCCGCUGUCAUGCUUCUUUUGGUAUUUCUUGGGUUUUUAUUUUCCAUUCUGGGAUUGCAGUGUCUUGUAUACUUUUUAGUGAUCAUUGGGUGGAUUCUUGUUACGAGCACAUUUAUUUUGUGUGGCAUAUUUCUCCUCCUCCACAAUGUGGUGGCAGACACAUGUGUUGCAAUGGAUGAAUGGGUACAGAACCCCACUGCCCGUACAGCUUUAGAUGAUAUAUUGCCAUGUGUGGACAAUGCAACUGCUCAGGAAACCUUGUUGCGAACUAAGGAUGUUACCUACCAACUUGUCACCGUGGUUAAUACUGUCAUCACCAAUGUCAGCAAUAUUAACUUUGCACCCAACUUUGUUCCUAUGUAUUUCAAUCAAUCUGGUCCAUUGGUUCCAGUUCUCUGCAACCCAUUUAAUGCUGAUCUCACAGCUAGGCAAUGUUCAGCUGGUGAAGUGGACUUGAACAAUGCAACACAGGUGUGGAGCAACUAUGUCUGUCAGGUAUCUGCAUCUGGAAUAUGUACGACUCCUGGUCGACUGACCCCCUCCUACUAUAAUCAAAUGGCGGCUGCAGUGAACGUCAGCUAUGGUUUGUAUCAUUAUGGUCCGUACUUGGUUGAUCUCCAAGACUGCACUUUUGUGAGGCAAACAUUCACUGUUAUCAGUGAUGAUCAUUGUCCUGAGUUGCGGAAAUAUAGUAAAUGGAUAUACACUGGGUUAGUAAUGGUAUCUGUUGCUGUAAUGAUGUCAUUAAUCUUCUGGGUAAUCUAUGCAAGAGAGCGACGACAUCGUGUCUAUACCAAGACGCAUAUGCCUAGAAACUACGGAGCUCCAUAUGAAGAGAAGGCUCCAUAGAGAUUUUCUAGUUUAGUUCUUCGCAUUAGAUAGUGUAGUUUCUUUAAUGUAUAUUUGAGUGGUAUACUUCUAAGUUUCUGUACAUUAGAGUAGUUACGUUUAAUGCCAGCUAUGAUAUUUGUCAUGUUUUCAGCUUUCAA
Vitis riparia (riverbank grape) is the source of this 1894-nucleotide messenger RNA. RefSeq lists its product as uncharacterized. NCBI's taxonomy places the organism in Eukaryota, Viridiplantae, Streptophyta, Magnoliopsida, Vitales, Vitaceae. Gene Ontology annotation, cellular component: plasma membrane; plasmodesma. Bases 93 to 1754 code for a protein of 553 amino acids. The record is from RefSeq and is a predicted model, not a curated record. The transcript is spliced from 9 exons.